Molecule: messenger RNA, 813 nt
Organism: Salvia hispanica
Lineage: Eukaryota; Viridiplantae; Streptophyta; Magnoliopsida; Lamiales; Lamiaceae
Source: RefSeq, a predicted model, not a curated record
AUGACGGAUGAGAGUGCGAUGAGCUUCACACGGCGGCGGCUCAAGACGAUGCGGCGCAAGCUCGAUGUAAUUCUGGACGACGUGAUUGAUCGGCAUAAAAGAUUAAGGAAUUCUGAGUUUGGGAGUGAGGAUUUGAUUCAUGUGCUUCUUAGGGUUCAAGAAGAAGAGAAGUUGCAGUUUCCCAUCGGCAACGACAACAUCAAGGCUGAUGUUUUUACUGCUGGAACAGAUACUUCAGCAACUACUAUUGACUGGGCGAUGGUAGAACUGCUGAGACACCCCCAAGUGAUGGCUAAGGCACAAGCUGAAGUAAGACAUGUCUUGAAAAGAAAUAGUACUAACCAAAACAACGUCGUUCAUGAACUGAAAUAUCUGAAACUAGUGAUUAAAGAGACUUUGAGGUUGCACCCUCCUACUCCGUUGCUGCCUAGAGCUUGCAAGGAGGAAAAAGUGAUCAAUGGGUACACCAUACGUACUGGAGAAAAGGUGUUGGUAAAUGUUUGGGCAAUGCAUAGGGACCCGAGGUACUGGAAAGAACCAGAGAAGUUUAACCCCGAGAGAUUCGAGAAUCAAUAUUUGGAUUUUCUAGGUGGUGAUUUUCAAUUUUUGCCGUUUGGAGCUGGAAAAAGAAUGUGCCCCGGCAUAACGUUUGGUUUGGCUACUAUGGAGUUUACUUUAUCCCAAUUGCUCUAUAACUUCGAUUGGAAACUUCCGGAAGGUGUCGAGGCUGAGGAUUUAGACAUGAUUGAAAAUAAUGGGAUGGCAGUAGCAAGGAAACCAAAUUUAUUUGUUGUCGUCACUCCUUAUAAUUAA